GAAGUGCCAUUCGGGUUUGGACCGUACCGAGGGCAGCUAGAGGGCCUCCCGAAGGGCUCCCAAGUUCGAAGCCUGCCCUGCUGCUGAGGACAGCCCUUUGGGCUCGAGUGGGUCAGGAAACACUGGAUACAGCUCCUAGUGCUAAGCUGAGCAUUCGGUGGGCGGACUGGGCACCACGACCUGGCUACACCCUCUCCCGCAGUGAACUGAGGAAGGCCUUCUGAGACCAAGUGCGACAGAAAACUGUUCUGAAGCUUCGGUUUCCACAGCGCUUUAGAUGACAUGGAGCACCGGAUAUUGUACUCGAUUUAAUCUGGCAACGAUGAAGCAAUCGGGAAUGUUUUGAGAGCAAAAGAAGCUUGGAAGAAGGUGCCCCUUCUGUAGCUCCAGGGAAGACAGAGGAACUGCCACACACGAAUUAAUCCUUAAGAACUGCCCCCUCCCGCAAGCUACCGAAGCUGCAGCUGGAUGGAUGGGAAGAUGCAUCUGGCUUUUCUUCUUGCCUUGCUGCAGCACCUCGAGGCUGGUUCCAGUAUCAUUCGCCGCCACGUUUGUCAGGUGCUGCUCCGAAUUUUCCGAUCGUGGUUCUCCCAUCAUGAAUUCUCUCUUUUGGGACCAUGGCUCAUGGAACUAAUAAGGGUGGAGAUGUCUGCCCAGAGGCUGACUUCUAACAGAACAUCCCUGCAGCCAGCAUCUAAUGCUGAUUACACCUGGGAGUAUGAGUACUAUGAGAUUGGACCAGUGUCCUUCGAGGGACUGAAGGCUCAUAAGUAUUCCAUUGUGAUUGGAUUCUGGGUUGGUCUUGCGGUCUUUGUGAUUUUCAUGUUUUUUGUGCUGACUUUGCUGACGAAGACAGGUGCCCCACAUCAAGACAAUGCAGAGUCAUCAGAGAAGAGAUUCAGAAUGAACAGCUUUGUGUCAGACUUUGGGAAACCAAUGGAGUCAGAUAAGGUGUUCUCUCGUCAGGGUAACGAGGAGUCCAGGUCUCUCUUCCACUGUUAUAUCAAUGAAGUGGAACACUUGGACAGGGUCAAAGUCUGCCACCAAACAACAGCCAUCGACAGUGAUGUCCAACUCCAGGAAGCCAUCAGAAGCAGUGGGAGGCCUGAGGAGGAGCUGAGCAGGUUUAUGAAGUUUGACAUCCCCAACUUCGUGAACACGGACCAGAACUCCUUUGGGGAGGAUGAUCUUCUGAUUUCAGAACCACCUGUUCUUCUAGAAAAUAAGCCAGUUUCCCAGACUUCACGUGUAGACCUGGACUGAGAAAUGCUUGUGGGCACCUUCCUGAGGAUGUAUUCUGUCUCUGUAUAGCCAGAAACCUACCCCCCCCCCCUUGGUGUGUGUGUGUGUGUGUGUGUGUGUGUGUGUGUGUGUGUGUGUGUGUGUGUGUGUAGAGAGAGAGAGAGAGAGAGUGGAUGAUGUUGAAAGUUUAAGAUCUAGGCUAGGGCUGGGACUUAGUGAUAAAGGUGUAGAGUUUGGAGAAGGAAGGCACCAUUUUGUUGUCUUUUUUGAGGGGGGAGGUAGUGAGUUUUGUUUCUUUCCCUUUUUGGAUUAAAAACACACAGUAUUAAAGCUUCCUUAUUGAAAAAAUUGGCUACAUAUACAGUUGAGCUGCCCUGGGUGAGGGUUAGGUCACUGCAUUCUGAUCUAGCCCAUUUGCUACCAUUCUUUGCCUAUAACAGCUGCUUUACCUCUCUGGACUGCAUGGCUUUAAAGGUAAGGCGGCAUAUCUGGAGUAGACGACCCAUCCCAGCUCAAGUAUUUUGUGACUUUCAGACUUAGCAUCCAAGACGAGCUAACGUAUAUAGAAGCAGUAGAAAAUAGAACAUGGCAUCCUGGCUCUGAUUGCAGGCUCUCCAGGUCUUGGUACCCUCCCCUCCAGUCAGUCCUGCACUAGGUCAUUAUAGCAGGAAUCUUAAAAGUUCUUAUUAAUAAAAUCAAACCUGAGCCAGGUAUUGGGGUGAACUGGAAGAUCAAAGAGACAGAACAAGCCACAGCUAACCUCACCUGGCCAACUUCUCAGCUGGUCUUGUUUCCUCAGAUUGGAAGCUUCUGUGUCCUCAUCCCAAUGGCUCUCAGCUGAACUGCUGCUCGAAAGCCUGAAGCUUAACCAGCUAAAAGCUUCUAGUUUCUAGUCUUCACACCUUAUAUAUCUUUCUCUUUCUGCCGUCACUCCCUGGGAUUAAAGGCUCACUUUCUGGGAUUAAAGGUGUGAGUCACCAUGACUGACUGUUUCUAAUGUGGCCUUGAACUCACAGAGAUCCAGAGGGAUUUCUGCCUCUGGAAUGCUAGGAUUAAAGGUGUGAGUGCCACCGUUUUCUAGCCUUUGUAUCUAGUGGCUGUUCUGUCUCUGACCCCGGAUAAGUUUAUUAGGGUACACAAUAUUUUGGGGAACACAGUACCACCACAGGUCAUAUGUUAGUUAGGGGAGCCUUUAGCAGGAGUCCAGGAGAGUCACACACUGUGACAGUGCUUCUGCUGAGACACACUGAGGCAGUUUAUCUGAGGAACUCCAUCUGGGACAGCUCUGACCCCAGUGAGUGCCAGCCUAAAGCACUUCACAAGCAUUUGAGCUCUCCAAAAAUGGUAGGGCAGAUUGUCAUCUGGCUGAUUGGGUCCCUUCUGAGCAUCCCUGUGUGGUCACACUGCUGAACUCUUUGGCUUCAAAACAAGAUACUGUUUGCCAUGCUGUCUGUCUGCUUUGGCGGGUGUGUAGAUGUUGACUGCCUGGCUUGGAGCCGAGAUGGUCAGUGGGUUGUGUGUACCACAGUAACAUGUUCAGGAUGGGGUGAUGUUAACAUGAGCAACAUGUUCGUUUCAAAAAGGAAUCAACCCUAAUUUGCUGGCGUCAGAAACAACUCAGUCUUGCACACGGUGAGUUGUACGCAUGGCCAGCUGCUCGUCUCUGGGUAGCAUUGUCUUUGUGAUUUGUCAUUUGUCUUGCUUAAGUUGCAAAAUAAAUGCAUUUAUUGCACAGGAA
This is a messenger RNA of Peromyscus californicus insignis, 2980 nucleotides long. It is a transcript of the gene Mrap2, whose product is annotated as melanocortin 2 receptor accessory protein 2. Bases 469 to 1263 code for a protein of 264 amino acids. The record is from RefSeq and is a predicted model, not a curated record. Gene Ontology annotation, cellular component: endoplasmic reticulum; plasma membrane. Gene Ontology annotation, biological process: regulation of adenylate cyclase-activating G protein-coupled receptor signaling pathway; protein localization to plasma membrane. NCBI's taxonomy places the organism in Eukaryota, Metazoa, Chordata, Mammalia, Rodentia, Cricetidae. The transcript has 6 exons. Gene Ontology annotation, molecular function: corticotropin hormone receptor binding; signaling receptor regulator activity; type 3 melanocortin receptor binding.